Messenger RNA from Archocentrus centrarchus (flier cichlid), 2168 nucleotides. It is a transcript of the gene mlc1, whose product is annotated as modulator of VRAC current 1. The record is from RefSeq and is a predicted model, not a curated record. Gene Ontology annotation, biological process: regulation of response to osmotic stress. NCBI's taxonomy places the organism in Eukaryota, Metazoa, Chordata, Actinopteri, Cichliformes, Cichlidae. The transcript is spliced from 12 exons. Gene Ontology annotation, cellular component: cytoplasmic vesicle; endoplasmic reticulum; plasma membrane. Bases 178 to 1395 code for a protein of 405 amino acids.
UGCGAGGCAGAGAGAUGGGGAGCAGAAGGAGCUGCGAGCAAAAACAAACUGUCUUCUAUGUGGUGAUAUGAUUGCGGUUGUUGAAGGAUACAUUUGUUGGACAAUAACUGUGGAGAUUCUGCAAGAAACACAACAAUAGCCCAUAUCUGAGCGCUCUGAUUGCCAGCAGCCACUGUAAUGAUGCAGCGUGAGGAGCUGUCGGCCAGAGAGGAGUUCACCUACAGCCACAUGCCCACUCUGGAGAGAGGAAGUGGGACACUGGGACGACGAGGCGACAGGGGAACAGAAAGAAGGCCAGACAGAGGGGAGCGGGACAGGCCUGAACGGGACAGCUACACAGUGGACGUGAGAGCCAGUGACCUGCAGCUGGCCCAGCCGGAGCCCCUAAAGCACCCCUGCUUCAGCUACAGGGCCUGGCUCUACAGUGUCCUCAUAGGGGGCAGUCUGCUCAUCACAUCUGGUUUCUCUCUGUACCUGGGAAAUGUGUUUCCUGUUGCCAUGGACUACCUGCGCUGUGCCGCAGGCUCUGGCAUCCCUGCAGCAAUAGCUAGUUUUGCUAUUGCCAAGAAUAGACAUGUUGCAGUGUCAGAUUUCCAAGUGGUCUAUGUGUCAACAUUUGCUGUGACGACCACGUGCCUGGUUUGGUUUGGUUGUAAACUGGUCUUGAACCCCUCGGCUGUCAAUAUUAAUUUCAACCUCAUCCUGAUGAUCUUGUUGGAGGUGUUGAUGGCCAGCACUGUCAUCCUAUCAGCGCGCUCUGCAGAGGACUGCUGCUGCCACAGGAAGUCAUACGACAGACCUGUUGUUAUCAAACCUGCAGUAUUCUCCACUCGGCUCCUUAAAGCAUAUUCUGUGAUUGAAGUGAUUGUAGGAAUCUCGGCUGUAUUUGGAGGCAUUAUUGCGCUCAACAUGGACGCUUUGCUGCCUGGUCCUUACUUGUCUGUUACAUUUUUCUGGAUCCUUGUGGCUUGUUUCCCCAGUGCUAUUGCCAGUCAUGUUGUGUCAGAAUACCCCAACAAAUGCCUGGUGGAAGUGCUGAUUGCCAUCAGCAGCGUGACGUCUCCCCUGCUCUUUUCAGCCUCUGGCUUCCUCUCUUGCAGUGUGAUCAGCUUUAUUGAAAUAUUCCUGCAUGAUGUGCCUACAGCCAAGCAAUCAUAUGACAUAUUGUUGCUGAUUCUGAUGGUGCUGCUGCUGGUGCAGGCAAUUCUUACUUCAGCCACUGUGGUGCACUGUGCCACCUACAAAAGUCAGCUUCGCAUGGGAGCUCCAGAGUGUGGCGAUAACAUUCCAACCCCAAUGCAUUACUGUGAGCAACAGCAAACAUUGAAUGGAACGCUGCAGGAUUUUGACAAAGACAGAGCUUGGAAGGCAGUUGUGGUCCAAAUGGCUCACUGAAGAAAACAUGCAAAAAAUUUGGUGAGAAAUGGGGGAAAAAAGACAAAUGCUGAGAGCUGCAAACAGAAGAGUACAAUCAAAAGACAGACAAUAUUAGAACAAGAGGGAAAAGCAGUAAUGGAGAGACAUUGGAGUUUGGAAUAAAGACAAAAUGUACAAAAAUGAAACAAAGACGGGACGAAACAGAUUGGAAUCAUGUACUAUGUUUUGGUUUUGCAUAGAUAAUGCUUUGAGCACUUUUAUGUGUGUUUUCCAGGUUUUUAUCACUGUGGCGUUUGUUGGCCAGGAAAUUUUAUGCAUUUUUUUUACACUGACAACAUGUACAGUAGUUGUAAUGAAGACAUGUGAGCCAGUGGUGAAUAGUAGAAGAAUAUCCCUAGAACUAAACCAAAACAUAGAGUUUAUUAUGUCUUGAAAUGUUUAACUGUACUUUGUGCUGUAAAUGAAUGAAAUGUAAUUAAUUCAGGAUUUAAUGGAUGAUGCGAUUUUGUUUACAGGAACACUGUCAAGGUUGAUGUCAUCACAUAUAAAAUCGUAACCCUCGUCCCUUUUCUCUUGGGAAGCUUCUUACACAUUGGUGGCUGAGAGUUUUCAACAAAUUCAAAAACUAAUGAAGUAUAUUUAAAUCAGCUGACAAUUUUUUUUCUCAAGUUCUAUCAGCACGAUUCAGUCUAGUCUUCAGUAGUGAGGUUCCUUGCGUGGCAGAUUUUACAGGAGAACUGCUUUGUUAUAGUAGAUAUACAGUAUUAACUGAUGUAAGUGAUGCUAACUCA